This is a messenger RNA of Eubalaena glacialis (North Atlantic right whale), 735 nucleotides long. It is a transcript of the gene CRISP2, whose product is annotated as cysteine rich secretory protein 2. The coding region runs from base 1 to 735 and encodes 244 amino acids. The record is from RefSeq and is a predicted model, not a curated record. The transcript is spliced from 7 exons. Lineage: Eukaryota; Metazoa; Chordata; Mammalia; Artiodactyla; Balaenidae. Gene Ontology annotation, cellular component: extracellular region.
AUGGCUUUACUCCCAGUUGUGCUGUUUCUGGCUGCUGUGCUGCUACCAUCUUUCCCCACCGAAGCAAAGGAUCCAAACUUUACUGCUCUGUUAACCACUCAAACGCAAGUCCAAAGAGAGAUUGUAAAUAAACACAAUGAACUAAGGAAAUCAGUCUCUCCACCUGCCAGCAACAUGCUAAAGAUGGAAUGGAGCAGAGAAGCAACAGCAAAUGCCCAGAAGUGGGCAAACAAGUGCACUUUACAACACAGUAAUCCAGAUGACCGGAAGACCAGUAUAAAAUGUGGUGAGAAUCUCUUCAUGUCAAGUAACCCUACUGCCUGGUCAGAUGCAAUCCAAAGCUGGUUUGAAGAGCACCACAAUUUUGUCUAUGGUGCAGGACCAAAGAGCUCCAGUGCAAUUGUUGGACAUUAUACCCAGCUUGUUUGGUACUCAUCUUUCCAUGUUGGAUGUGGAAUUGCCUACUGUCCCAAUCAGGAGAGUCUAAAAUACUACUAUGUUUGCCAAUACUGUCCUGCUGGUAAUAAUGUGAGUAAAAUGAAUACCCCUUACCAAGAAGGAACACCUUGUGCCAGUUGCCCUGGUAACUGUGACAGUGGACUAUGCACCAAUUCUUGUGAGUAUGAAGAUCUCCUUAGUAACUGUGAUUCCUUGAAGAAAACAGCUGGCUGUGAACACGAAUUGCUCAAGGAAAAGUGCAAGGCUACUUGCCUAUGUGAAGGCAAAAUUUACUGA